AUGAUCGCUGCUUCACUGAAAUGUGCUGUAACGAAGGAAAAAUCACUCAUGUGCCACACGCCGCAAACAUGCAACUUCGGCAACUUGCACACGUUUGCCGGGCUUGCCUCAGCACCACUGGCACUCCUCGACACAAAGAACAAAGGUCCGACCAUUUUUGUGCUCUUCCUUGCCCAUUGUGACGUCCUAGGCGCUGUAACAGAUCACAACCAAAGAACACAGACUCCUCGAAACUCGUUUCUCACAACAUCUUCAUAUUAUCGUCCGUCCAACCGGCAUUCAAAGUGGAGGGACAGCAUGUAUGGCCAGGCUAAGAAUUGCGCUGGCGACAUCCAAACACCAUCAAGACAGUCGGAUAAACUUCAACUCUCCGCCAUUACUAACGUUCCCACAGACAAGAAUAGGGAUGACGUCCGCGAUAACGACAUAUCAGUGGAUACAACCCAAGAAAGCGCCCAGACGCCCCAAGAAAGAAAGAACAAAUCUCGAACGACGACCCCCGACACGGUGCGGGAACAAGACCUGUACGCAAGUCAACUGCUUCUCAAAGGGAAUGGGUAUCCGCUUUGGGACCCGCAGCCCAAGCGCCACUUUGGUGAGCGGUCCUUUCCGGCAGGCGUUGCCAUCGGAGAUGUAGGAAUCAUUACUGCUGACGGCGGUUUCGAUUUUCUCUUCAACAUUUGUGUGCCCGCCGGCCACCCUAUCAACCCCCGAGAUCUUCCCAGCUCCUUUUCUCCGCUGUCUCCGCAGCUUUCCCAUACCGAUAUUUGUGAAUUCCAAGAAUAUGCUCCUGGUGAAUAUCUUGCCAGUGCUUCCGUCGAAAGGGUUUCUUCCAAUAAUGGACUUGCAUUUGAAUGCUCUGGUUCUGAGGGCGCUAUCCUGAUUCUGCCCGAUGGCUCCUAUCAUCGAGAUCUCGUUCACAGUGCCUUUGCCCGCUUCAGAGGCUAUGGCUUGCAAAAUGCACAGGCUUGGUAUAGGUACAUAUCUAAAACCUAUGGUAACAUUAAGAAUGGAGACUUGCAUCUGGUUACUGGGUUUGACAGAGCACCAUCAUGUGGACUAGCUGUCUACAAGAAUUCUGGCAUCCAGAAAAGCUUGCUUAGCUUCCAAGGAUCUAUUGGAACUGAGCACUGGGAAUACUCUGCAGGUGCAAAUUAUGUUAGGUCCAAGUUUGUGGAAAAGGCAAGGGAACCAUCUGUGGCAGGUAUUAGUGGAAGGUCAGAAAGUCUAUGUCUCUUUGUUCGCACCUUCACCAUCACGGUUGCUAAGAGUGCAUGGAAUGACAUCUGUCCUGGGAUUUCGGAGAGGGCUUUUUCUGGACUAGGGGCUACACUUCCUCUUGGAUCUUUCUCUGAUUCCUGUGAUUUCAAAGUUUCUGGCCUUCCACUCUCCCUGAUACCAAAUGCACUUGUUGCAAUCACUCAUGACAGAGAUUGGUACACUGUCCUUCAGAAGGGUGAUAACAUGAUUCCAGGAGCUGCCCCUCUAUCCAAACAAAUCUAUGAUUCAAACAAAAUUUGUGAAGAGAAAAAUGCAGUCUUCUUUGAAUGGAAGAAAGAAUCAACACCAAUUAAGAGGGAGAGUUCUCCAGCUCUUGUGGUGGACACAGAGAUAACAGUGGGAAAGUCUCGCCAGGAGCUUGAAAAAUCCCUCGCUAAGAACAACUCUGUCUCUGAUCAUGCUCUUGUGCUUCACUCGCUUGCUUACUCUCUCCUUGCGGCCUCCCGCGGCUUGAAGGACCGAAGUCCUACAGAAUCUGUUAAAUUCAUGGAUGAGGCUAUUAAGAAUCUUCUUGAAGUGCUACGUCUGCGCUCACGUAAUGAUCCUGAGCGCCCUGCCUCGCUCCAUCUUCUUGCAACAACAAUCUGGACUCGAUACCAGUUGUGGAAUCAACGGGAUGAUGUUGACUUGGCGAUUCGGCACUACAGAGAUGCGCUUGCCUUACGCCCUCAAGAGUGCGGGUACCUUAGCGACCUUGCAACUGCACUCUGGACUCGGUAUAACCUCUCACGCCACAGUAAAGAUCUGGAGGAAGCCAUCACAAACUACAGGACAGCUGUCUCCAGGCGCGCCAAAAAUCAUCCCGGGCUUCCGUUACUCCUUGGCAACCUCGCAACUGCGCUCUGGACUCGCUACACGCAGUUUAAGCAGCCCGCCGAUAUGGAAUCUGCUAUAGCGAAUCUGCGCAAUGCAUCGCUUUCCUAUCCGCACCCAUGCGACAGCCGAGCUCUAAGCAACCUUGGAAAUAUCUUACUCGCUCGCUUCGACAGAGACAAUUAUGAAGGGGAUCUCGAGGAGGCAAUUGCUGUCUACCGCAGCGCCCUCGAGCAGACCUCUGCUUCUUCUCACACACGUUCCGAAUUCCACAGUAAUCUCGCCGACUCUAUUUAUCGCAGAUAUGAACUCGCAGGGCAUACGAAAGACUUGAACGAAGCUAUCAAGCUCUAUAGUGAACUGCUCGAGCUCCCCCCACCUCGUCACCGAGAUCGAAUCACUUCUUUAAUUAUUGUUGCAGAGAGCCUGGAAGCUCGAUACACACGAUUCCGAAAGCCAGAGGAUCAGGAGAAAGCAUAUGGAUAUUACCGCUCCGCUCUUGAAAUUUGUUCAUCCCGCGAGCCUCGUCGCCUCAAUCUGCUCGAGAUUCUCUCGGCGGCUGAUUUGGCACAUUUCCGGGAGACUGGCCGCGUGGCAGCGUUGGAUGCCGCGGUCAGGUAUAGUCGCGAGGCACUGUCCCUUCAGUCUCCGGACGGUUCAGCCCGUUACAAAUCGCUCAUGACCACGUUGGUUGUCUGUUUGAAAGCACGUUAUGAGAAGUUACGUCGAGGAGAGGACAAGGAAGAGGCAAAGGUGUACGAACGAGAGAUGCGCAGAUCACUGCGUCCUUCAUAUGGAAAUGCCCGAGAUCUCGGGCGACCUCAGAUGCUAGUAACGUCAGGAGUUCCAACUGGUGGAACGACAGGGUUUACUGUGGGUGAUACGGUACAUGCUGGUCAUGGGACUCAUGGCACCUACCCCCGCGGAAUUCACUGGCAGAAACCAGUCUCCACGUAG
This is a messenger RNA of Laccaria bicolor S238N-H82, 3051 nucleotides long. RefSeq lists its product as uncharacterized. The record is from RefSeq and is a predicted model, not a curated record. Bases 1 to 3051 code for a protein of 1016 amino acids. NCBI's taxonomy places the organism in Eukaryota, Fungi, Basidiomycota, Agaricomycetes, Agaricales, Hydnangiaceae. The transcript has 11 exons. Gene Ontology annotation, molecular function: protein binding.